Stomoxys calcitrans (stable fly) is the source of this 1187-nucleotide messenger RNA. Its product is annotated as putative OPA3-like protein CG13603. The coding region runs from base 125 to 922 and encodes 265 amino acids. Gene Ontology annotation, biological process: regulation of lipid metabolic process. Gene Ontology annotation, cellular component: mitochondrion. The transcript is spliced from 4 exons. NCBI's taxonomy places the organism in Eukaryota, Metazoa, Arthropoda, Insecta, Diptera, Muscidae. The record is from RefSeq and is a predicted model, not a curated record.
UGAAUAACAAUAACAGCUGUUCGAAAACUUUGAAAAGCCAAAUUUUGGAUCUUGUAAUCAAUUUUCUUUUACGCCUGAAGAGGCCUUUUUCCUUUCCACUGACUGACACAAUCUCGAAAUCACAAUGGUUAUUGGAGCCUUCCCAGCAGCCAAGUUGGGUGUGUUGGCUAUCAAACAAGUUAGUAAACCCAUAGCAAACAUUAUCAAAUCCAAAGCCAAGGAACAUCCAUUAUUUCGUAACUAUAUUUGCAUGCCCCCGGCUCAACUGUAUAACUGGGUAGAGGUUAAAACCAAAAUGUGGGCUUUAAAUCUGGGGAAGCCGGUUAAUGUACCACCUUUAACAGAGGCUAUGGCUGUAGAAUUGGGUGCUAAUCUGCUGGGAGAAUUCAUAAUAUUUGCCAUAGGUGCCGGUCUGCUGAUUUUUGAAUACGCCAGACAAACAAGUAACGAGGCUAAGAAACAAGAGAAAAUGACUCUGGAAAAGCUGGAGUUAACAAAUAAUUUAGCCGAAAUGACAUUCCGUCUGGAACGUCAAGAUGCCCAGCUGAGGGAAUUGACGAGAGUAUUGGCUGAUAUAGAGUCACGCUCCAUUUUUAGAUGGACACGCGAAAGGUUGGGCGAAUACCAACCCUUCAAUCCCGACAAUCCUGAUCAAUCAUCUCACAAAACAAAUCACGCCAAAUCAUCUUAUAAUGCAGAAGGAGGUUUGGUCAUGAGAGCUUUACAUUUCCUAGAAACCCAAGUGUUCAUCAAUACCCCCACAACAACUCACCACAAUCAGCCUGCAUCCAGUGAAGAAUCUGUCAUGAUUCGUUAUUCUUCUCCUCCUUCUACUAGUCAAAUGUCAAAUGCCUCACCAUCUACGUAUACCUUUGAUGAGUAUGUCACAGGCAAACAAAAUCGUCAGCCUUUGAAGCAGUGACUAUAUGAGAAUAUAAUGUUGGAAAAUGCCAUGGCUAAACUUAAAUAUGAUAUAAAUGUAGCUAAAGAUUAUCUAGAACCGGAAUAAAUACAAAGUUUUUGUUAUUGUUAAUCGCUUAAGGAUGAUUUUUUAAGUGUGCUCCCUAGAUGGGAACAGAAAAUUGUAUUUUUAUUGUAUCUGAUUAGCACAACAAUUAUUCCCUUACUCCAAAAACAUAAUUGUUAAAGUUUAAUUUUUUUUAAAUACACAUUCAUUCAUGAUCACA